AUGGGGAACGAAAAGGAAACCCCGUUCGUGACGGCGUUUCUCUUAAUGUUGAAAUUGUUUAAUUAUCCACUUCCUGGAAAUAUUGGGGACCUUUUUUCCCUCUGCCAACGCCUCAGUCACACCAUGCACCUCUCCUCCUACUCACUCGACAUGAUCAUGGACCACAAUCCGAGAUCGUACAAAUCGGGAAAUAGUGAUCAUCGGAACACCUACGAUUUCAUCAUUGUUGGCGGUGGUACGGCUGGUUCUCUAGUCGCUACAAGAUUACUGGAUACUAAAAACAAGUAUAAAAUCUUGAUACUCGAAGCUGGCUCGGAACCCACGUGGCUGACGCAUUCCCCAUUUUUCAACCUGUUCAACUGGAACAACAACGACACGACGUGGGGCUACUACUCAUCCCCACAGAAAGGGGCCUGCAUCGCGUGUCGCAAAAAGAAAGUGAAAUACGUCCAAGGCAAAGCGUUAGGCGGAACGAUGAACGUGGGCUGGAAUGUUUACAGCAGAGGAAACCCUCUCGACUACGCCGCCUGGGUCGAAGCCACCGGAGAUUCGUCAUGGAGCUAUGAAAAAUCUAUUAAAUGGUUCAAAAAGACGGAAAAUUAUCGGGGGAAAUUCGACGAUUUUUCGUCGCACGGAUACUCGCAGACGAGCACGAUCAAAGUGACCGCGCAGGGAAUUCAGCCCCUCGUCAAGGAAUGGUUGGAGGGGGCGACCCACCUCAAACUUAACACCACCGACCCAAACGAUUAUCAGACCCAAAGUCUCUUGAAGAAGGAAAUUUGGCGAAAAAACUUGAAAAUUACGCGAUUCGCGCAAGUCAACAAGAUCGUGUUUGACUCUAAGCACUACGCGAAAGGCGUCAUUUACCGGAGGAACCAUCAAGACAUCGAAGUCCACGCGAAUAAAGAGGUCAUCCUCGCCGCCGGCGUCUUCAACACGCCCAAACUCCUCAUGCUCUCCGGCAUCGGACCUUCCCAACAUCUCAGAGACAUCGGAAUCAAAGUGAAAAAAAAUCUGGAACACGUCGGCCAAAACUUGGCGGAUCAGCCGACCACUUUUUUCGGUCCGGUCACCGUCGUCCACGACAAGACGUUUCUCCCCCGGCGGAACUUGACCUACUCGACCAUCAUCCAAUAUUACGUCAACCAGUCCGGGAUCCUGGGGUGGGACAUGCUAUCCGGGCUGGGGUAUUACUCCACGCCGUCCUCUCAGUCCCCCGACCACCCCAACAUCGCCGUCACCCUGAUGCCCAUGGGGGUGGACCCGGACACGCACAAAGUCGUCAACACGGCCCUCUCCAUGAAGCACGGCUACAUGGAAAAAUUCCUGCGUGACCAUAAAGACAAUGACGCCGUGUGGUUGGCCGUCACCCUGGCGAGGCCGGCGUCCAGGGGGAGCGUUCGUCUUAAGAAUGACGACCCCCACUCGCAUCCGGUCAUCGAUCCGAAUUAUUUCAUGGAGAAGGAAGAUGUCACCAAUAUAGCGGAAGGGAUGACAUUAGUUCAAAGCUUAACGAACACACCGCAAUGGUCGCAGGUGGAUGCGAAACUGGUCGACACGCAAUUUCCUGGCUGCGAAAAAUUCAAGCUCAAAAGUCUCCCGUACUAUGAAUGCGUCGCACAACAUUUUACCCUCUCCAUAGGAAAUAUUGGAGGAACUUGUCGCAUGGGGAAAACAGCGGAGGAUUCCGUCGUCAAUUCUAAACUACUUGUUCAUAAAGUGAAACGUCUCCGCAUCGUGGACGCGUCAGUGGUGCCCACGCUUCCGAACGGGGGCACUGGAACGGCCGUCAUGAUGAUAGCGGAACGUGCCGCGGACAUGAUCACGGACAAAUGGACGCAUGAAGUCGCCCGGCAUCGGGAUAAGAGCGACUCCGGUUCGGAUGAGUGAAAAGGAGCUGAAAAUUUUAACAAUUUUACAAAAUUUAAUUAAAAUUUUACUAAUUUUAACCUUUAAACAUUAAUUAAAUAAAAUU
Folsomia candida is the source of this 1975-nucleotide messenger RNA. RefSeq names its product L-sorbose 1-dehydrogenase. The transcript is spliced from 13 exons. Lineage: Eukaryota; Metazoa; Arthropoda; Collembola; Entomobryomorpha; Isotomidae. The record is from RefSeq and is a predicted model, not a curated record. Gene Ontology annotation, molecular function: oxidoreductase activity, acting on CH-OH group of donors; flavin adenine dinucleotide binding. The coding region runs from base 1 to 1890 and encodes 629 amino acids.